CUCAAUUAAUUUCCAUUUUCUCUUCACAUGUCAUUAUAAUCUGCUGUAUUUGACUAGUUUUGGAUGUCUGUUGUUGUCAGAGAGCUUCAUUCAUGUGAGUCUUGCUGAAAUGUCCUGGGAAGAUGCUAUGAAUUACUGCAGCUCUCAGUUUUCUGGAGCUCUGUGUCUGGAGUCUGAGAACGAUCAGACAGAAACGCAGCGAGAGUUAAACAGAAAUAAUAUCUCUGCUCCAGUUUGGGUGGGUCUCAGACAGAGCUGUCCUUUCGGAUUCUGGAUGUGGAUCAAUGGUCUUCAAGUGGGAAACUGGACAAACUGGAGAGGAGGAAAGGCUCCUGAAGCUGCGCUUUCUCAACACUGCGCUGCCAUGGAGAAGGUGAACGGACGAUACACACUGACUGAUAAAGACUGCAGGUCUACAUUCAGAGUUGUGUGUGAGAAAAACUAGUGAACACAAAUACACAGAGUAGAUCCUGGACCAACCAAUCAGAUUUCAGCUUAAACAUAAAUAUAUGAUUAUAAGGGUUAGUGGUUUCUACACUUAAUAUUUAGCUAUUCUUGAUAUUGUGUUUUUAUGAUUAGACGUUUAGUAGGUUUUUGGACAUAAAUGCAGAUUGAAAUAUAUUGAUCUACAAACAUUUCUUUGGCAGGAUCACUGUCAGGGGAACUAAUAUAUCAUGUAUAACUAGUUAUCUUUGCUGUAGUUUUGUUCAUCUCUGAUCUCUUGUAUUAUUGGUUGUGAUUUCUAUAAGUCGUGUGUGUAGUUUGAUGCUUUCAGUCAAUAUCACUUUUGUGUCAAGUAG
Messenger RNA from Danio rerio (zebrafish), 800 nucleotides. Lineage: Eukaryota; Metazoa; Chordata; Actinopteri; Cypriniformes; Danionidae. The record is from RefSeq and is a predicted model, not a curated record.